This is a messenger RNA of Ixodes scapularis (black-legged tick), 1272 nucleotides long. RefSeq lists its product as uncharacterized. NCBI's taxonomy places the organism in Eukaryota, Metazoa, Arthropoda, Arachnida, Ixodida, Ixodidae. Gene Ontology annotation, molecular function: catalytic activity. The record is from RefSeq and is a predicted model, not a curated record. Bases 1 to 1272 code for a protein of 423 amino acids. The transcript has 3 exons.
AUGCCCUCCCCUCCUCUGCUUUCUGUCACCUCGGUGAAUACGUUAUACUCAAAGAAAGCUUGUCUUUCCGUGCUGCACUGCAACGUCAGAAGUAUUCACAAAAAUGGAGACGUCCUUCUUGCUUUUCUAUCCCAACACUCGUUUACUUAUGAUAUAAUAGGCAUAACCGAGACGUGGCUAAAAAGUGACGAUCAUUUUGAUAUUCCUGGGUAUGUUGUGGGUUCGCUACCUAGAAAUGCAGUUCAUAGAGGCGGUGGUGUUGCACUGUAUAUAAAAUCGUCUAUAUUAUUUAAUGCGCUCCCUCAUCUAACAUGUUCAACUAAUGAUAUAGAAGCUCUCUUUUUGGAACUUUGUUAUGGUGUCGUGGUGGCUGUUGUAUAUAGACCGCCGGAUUCAUCUAUGUCUCUGUUCCUAAAUAAAAUGGAAGAUAUUCUUACAUUUAUUUCACAAAGCAAUAAGAAAUCUGUCAUUUGUGGUGACUUCAACAUCGAUUUGUGUAAAACUGUGCCUUCAGAUUAUCUACUUCUAACACAGUCAUUUAACUUUACGAAUGUAAUAACAGAAUCAACAAGAGUGACACCCGAUUCAUCCACGCUCAUUGACCACAUCUUAUGUAAUCAAGACGCACACGACGGUGCUGGUGUAUAUGAGACAAACAUUGCCGACCACUUUCCAAUAUUCAUAUUUCUACCUAUAAACGCUGAAGAAACACCUCACCUUAGUACACCCCAUUUAAGGUAUCGCAUUAAUUACGAACUUCUGCAUAGAAAAUUAUCGGCAUUUAACUUUGAUUUACUAUUCAAUUCAGAUAUCAACAUCGAAUUUGGAAAUUUUAUCACAGUAUUAAAAACUGCAAUCGCUGAUUCGUCGAGUGAAUUAAGAAAACCACAUUAUUCAGAACCGAUCUGCCCCUGGAUGACUCGUCAAAUUUUAUGCGCACUUCAAGAGAAGAACAUGUGGCAGCAGAAACUGAAACGUCAUAAACAUAAUUCUUACUACUUGGCACAAUACAAAAUGCAUCGCAACCUAUCUCUAUCACUGAUAAGAACGCGUAAAAAAGAAUAUCACUCUAAACUUAUAUCCGAAAGUCAUGGGGACUUCAAGAAAACGUGGAAUGUGAUUAACUCUGUUAUUAAGCCAAGAUCGCAAAAGCAAACAACUCCUGUUAUAGUCACGGAUGAGACUGCAGACGCAUUCAACUCUUUCUUCAUUAAUAUUGGAGACCACCUAGCUAACAACAUUGUUCUGAUGGCAUCUCAGUUAAGGUCUUAA